AUGGCCAUGUACCUGCAGACAGCUGUCUCCAAGCAGCAGGACACCACCUUCUCCAGCGAGGUAGGCAGACACACACAAUACACUAUGGAUAUGGUCAUACAUUUAUCAAUGUAUUCUUCAAUUACCAGUUUUAGGUCACAUAGACUUACUGACAAACCUUCUAACCUUAGAAGCGUCUAACAAUGUAGGAGAUAAGAUGAAAAAGAAAUCAUUUAUUUUCGAUGAUUGUCCCAGUGUUUGAAUGCUUUGUGUCCAUUCUAAUGAGCCAAAUGCAUUUUUUUAUUGUAUUAAUUGUGUGUUUCAUCAUAAUUAAUAACAGUGGGUCCUGUUAACACUGCCAUGUCAUGUGUGACUGUAUGACCAUUACAUUUUUAAUAAGGUUGCAUAAUACGGCUAUUUACAGUAGAUAAUUACGACCAUGUUUUACAGUAGUCGCUGUCAGGCAAAGAGUCAGAGUGGCGUGAUUGUUGUGAUAGCCACUGAUGACUUUGUGGUGCUAUAUUAGUGGAAAGUGAUGACAGCUGACUAGUGGGAGAGUUCAGUGGCCCUGCAGACCCAAGGAAACACGACUCCUCUCAUGGGGCUCAGAGUGGAAAUGGGAGCAGACAGGCAACACAAUGGGGUAUCUGUGCCCCCUGCAGGAUCCCAUUAGUCAUGUUCUAGACCUCAAAGCUGUCAACUGGACUCUGCAGGGCGGGCAAAACAACUAUCUGCCUAGACAACAUGCUGUGUUGCACCACCCAAAAAGCAACCAACUAGAAAGAUUGCUCUGCCAUUGUGUAAACAAAAUGCCACAUGCUGUCUGGAGUCCUACAUUGAAAUGUGUGUGUGUGUGUGCGUGGCCUGCAGGCCCGCGUAUGUGUGCGUAAACACACUGUAGUCUCAGUAAUGGCUGCGCCAGUAUUUUCUAUUAACUUGCAGAAGUCUGUAAUGAAACCCAAGCUCAAUAGCCUAUUAGGCAUCUGUCUGAUCUCAGGCCAUGUAGAAGUGCAGGCAGCUAAUGAUGUUCCACUGCUUCAUUAGGUCAUGGAGGAGUCUGAGGUUUGUUCUGUGCCUGGGGGGCUCGCCAGCAUCAGGGCACAAUUCGAGAACCAGGAAACUGCAACAUUGCACAACGUCUCCCAGUUCCACUUCCACCGCAGAGCUGUGCAGGUACUGUUUUUAAUGCAGGCUAAUGUCAGACAUGCGAUGCAUGGGGGAACGUGCAGAUGUAGUAUGACCUAAGCUGGUCUAAUUCCAGCCUACCAUCCAUCCACACCACUGUGUUCCUGCCCGCAUAACUUCCCCUGCUGAGUGGAAGUCACUCACUCGGUGAGCAAGCACAAAUCUUGGUGAAUAUUGAAUGAUUGAAGAGGCUGGGGAGAUGCCCUCUACUACAUUAUCUUUCACCUUGCCGUGCUCCAAAGGCUCAAGUUACAGAUGUUAGAUUUAAUUUGAUGCACUGCUAGACAGAGCUGGCCAACAUGGAGAAGAAUACAGAUCCCUGUAGGGUGUCUGUCAAAACCCCUGGAUGUCCCACUCACAUUGCUACUGCUUUGAAUGCCACUGUUUAUAUAGUUGGGAAUCCUCAGUUGAAGUGGCACAAAGGGGCAUAAAACAAAUGAAGUCUUUUUUUGUCCCUGUAUGCAUGGUGACAGCUGCUGUGUGUGAUUAAGGUGAAACAUCCAUGGAAUCGUCCCUCCUCGUCUGUCAUCCUCCCUUUGUCUGUGAUUAGUAUAAUUUGACUGCAGUAGGCCAUCUAAUUAUCAAGCUUCUAUCCCAUAUUGUUCUCAGUGAAACACACUAUCUGCUGCAGUUUGAGCAUUCAUUAAACUCACUGCAGCCGCUUCUAGUGCUGGGCUGUCAAUGAGUGGGAGCCAUUCUGUCUGUCUGUCUGGUCUGUCUGUGUUUUUGAGUGAGUGCGUGUGUGUACCUGUAUGUGACAGCCAAUGUCUUCCAUCUCACAGGAAGUUCAAUUGAACUCUGACGUGACAAUGAGGAGCAGUUCCAGGGAAGUCAUCCCAGCCUCUCAGCAGGAUAUUUUCCAUCAGGAUGAACAGGUACAUUUAGAUAUUUUGGAUUACUCUGUUUCAUCACACGAUAGUAAAGCUGUGCUGACUACCCAGACAUGUUUGUCUUAGCUAUAUGUGUUAACAAUUGUAAAUCAUUGUUUUAAUCAGUUGUGAGAAAGAGAAAGAGAAAAACUCUUUAUUGACCACAGUCAGUACACUGACAACAAGAUAGACCUAGUAGAGAGUGGAUUAACUCUAAACAGCUUUAUUCUUUCUUCAGAUAAUUGGCAUUACAUAACACAGAUUCACUUUACAUGUCCCCAUAAGUUUCAAAGUAGGUGGGGAUUUUUCUAAUAGACGUGCCUUUCUGAUUCAGGUCACACAUGAAGAAAACAGCUUUGCCUCCAGCUAUGAAAACAACCAUAAUGAUGAAAGAGGUAGGAUGUUACUUCAUUAUAUGCUCAUUAUAUUUUACACUAUGCACCAUUAAUAAGAUCAAUAGCACUGCUCAAAUUAUUUUAAAUGAAAUCAUAUGAAGUAGAUGGAUGAAUCUUUAGGAUUCUAUUGUUCUGCCCUUUUUGAAUUUUUAGAGGAGGAAGGUCCUAGACUUACAACCAAGGAAUUAAGAGAUCACUUUGAGAGAACCAUUGAAGAAGCUGCCCCAAGCAAGCCAAUGAAGGUAAUUGGACAUGGUUAAUUAACAUGCUUGGUCUUAAACCCAUUUUAUUUCAAUGGACAAAAACAUGAUCAUUUUUGGUUUAGGUUACUGUUCACAAACCCUGCUGCUUUUUAUCCCCAUUGCUGAAAAAGUUAUUAACUUUAUUUGAAUGGUAAUUAGUAGCAAUAUAGCUAAUCUGUAAUUACAGCUUGUUAAAUAACACUAAGAUGUUUUUUCCCUUGUUAAAAAAAGUAUAAAAAUGAUUCUAUCAAACCAUGUCGGCCACCAAUCCCUCAGUUAAUAACGAUGAGAUUGAAUAUUGACAAUUAGUGAUAAACAAAGAGUUGGCAUGCUAUACAAGCUAUACAUGUAAUGUUUGCAUUUAAAUGUUGUUUCUUAAAACAUGUCAGGGACCUCUAAUGACCUCAAUCAUUAUUUUCUUCCCAAAAAGAUUGGCAGAGCUGACAUCAAUAGGUCUCAGUGGGCAUCAAAUAUAUCACAAAAACAGGUCUCAUCAAGUGAGAUACAAAAUGUAUCAUCAAAUGCAAUACAGAAUUUCUCUUCAAGUGAGAUAAAUAAUGUCUCAUCAAGUGAUAUAUGGGAAGAUUCUGCUACUGAAGCGAUAGAGGACACAUCUGCUAUUGCAGUUGACUACGAGGACACAGAAUGUUUCCCUCCACCACCUCCAGAAGAUUUAGAGUACUUCCCACCUCCACCCCCAGACUUACUGCAGGUCCCAUCAGAAAGUCCAGAUAUGCCAGUAGAGUGCUACUUAUCACCUGAGCCCCCGGAAUCAGCUUACCCCUCUAAACGUCCACUCAGUAGACAGGAAUACUUCAGACAGAGAAACCAAAAUGAGUUGAAGCGCCUUUACAAGCAUAUCCAUCCUGAGGUUCGUAAAAACAUAGAGAUGUAUAGUGAUGCGGCUGAGUAUGAGAACACCCAACAAGAGAGUCAGGAGGAGUUCACAGGGGAGACCAGGUAUAUAUACGACGAUAAUGGUAGCAGCCCCAACGACUGCAUUAGCCCAGAAGAAGAAUACCUGGAAUGGGAUGAGAUCCUCAGAGGGGAGGUGCAGUCAAUGCGCUGGAUGUUUGAGAACAAACCUCUGGAUGCCAUCAAAGAUGAUGCCUCAAAUGAGGAUGGAGACCAAAACAUGGAACAGGAGAUGAUUGUUGGGAGUGAUGUAAGAAGCAAAGCUUGGAUGUUUGAGACCAAGCACAUGGAUGCAUUGGGAUCAGACAACAUAGCUUCAACUAAAUAUAGACACAAAUUCAAUAAGUUGGACAAAGGAGAUGUCCGUGCUGCAGCCUGGUUGUUUGAAAACCAGCCCAUGGAGACCCUGAACAAAAUGCAUGGCGAUGAAGAGCUAACCAAAGAGAUAGUGUUUACCCAGGAAGAUGGCAGCUCUACCAUACACAUGCUUGAAUUUCAGUACAUGGAAACUUUAGGUCAUACUGAGACCAUUGAUGACAGUCACCUCCUGAGUCUGAGAUCAGUGCUUGAGGAAAUAAAGGGAGAAGUGAAGACUAUCACAAGCACAUUUGAGACUCAGUUUAUGUGCAUCCUCAUCGGACAGUCAGGCCAGAUGUUGGAGAUAACAUCUAUACGCAAAGUGGAGACUGAGAAGGGGGAAACUAAAACAUCAACCUGGCUUUUUGAAACCCAAGCCCUGGACAUGACUAAUAAACCCUCUGCCCCAGUGAAACUUGUGUGUAGCCUGUCCAUGGAAGACAACUAUAAAGAUGUUCACCGGGGUAGAUGGUUGUUUGAGACAAAGACUUUAGACUCCAUUAACAAAGAUGAAUGGGAAAGCUCAAUGCUGCAAAAGGAAGAGAUAAUCGGAGCUGAUGUUCGAAAACAUUGCUUAGCGUUUGAAACUCAGCCAAUGGAUUCUCUGAAAGAUGAUGCAAAUGCUGGACCCCGGACUAUCGGUGGUAAUGUUAGAUCUGCAAGACACUUCUUUGAGACUAGUCCCAAGGCAGCUUUGAAGGACCUCAAUGAGGUAGGGAGGCUCAAAAAGUUAGUGGCAACUGAAGAGAAGGGUGAUGUAAGACACCAAAAAUUGAUGUUUGAGAAUGAACGACUAGAGAACAUAAGAGACGAGAAGAAGGAGAUUAUUCGUACUGUGAACUUCGAAAAUCUCACUGAAGAUCAAGGUACAAGCUACAAUGCAGAUGUCCAUAGGAAUUGCAUGGUAUUUGAGACUCAGGCAAUGGAUACUUUGAAAGAUGAUUCAAAUGCUAGAGCCUUGUCUAAGGCGGAAAUUGUCAGAGGUAAUGUCAGAUCAGCAAGACAUUACUUUGAAACCGCUCCAGCUGACAAUUUAAAAGACCUUGCUGAGGUUGGCAAACUACAAAAAAUGGUGAGACUUGAUGAAGAGAAGGGGGAUGUGAGACACCAGAAAUGGGUUUUCGAAAGUCAACCCCUGGAGCACAUUCAAGAGGAAAAGAAGGAAAUAAUUCGAACCGUUAACCUGGAGGAAAUCGAUAAAGUGGAUGUCUCAAACUACAAGCAAAUAUUUGAAACCACAGACUUAACCAGAUGGGAUGAAUCACAAAAGAUACUUGUGGAGGGUGUAACAUGUGGCUCUGUGAAAUCUAACAAACAUCUGUUUGAGUCUACACCAAUGUAUGCCAUGCAAGACAGCUCUGGCCAUUACCAUGAGGUAAAAACAGUGCAUCGGGAAGAGGUUGUCAAGGGAGACGUAACUAGCUGCAAAUGGAUGUUUGAAACAAGCCCCAUUGACCAGUCUGAUGAAAGUAUCACUAAUUAUCAAGUUAUUAAGGGAAUAUCCAAAGAAGAAGUUGAGUCUGGUGAUGUUAAAACUGCCAAGUGGCUGUUUGAAACACAGCCUCUUGAUGCAAUAAAAUACUUCAGCAAUAUUGAAGACGAGGAAACUACAACUAAGGAAGGUGUUGAGAUUAUAAAAGGUGAUGUUAAAACCGGUAGGUGGUUAUUUGAGACUGAACUAAUGAAUGUCCCAUAUGAGAAGGAUAUGUUGAAGAGUGAAAAUGAGAGUGAGGAGAUACGCAAAGGAGAUGUAAAAACCUGCACAUGGUUGUUUGAGACACAGGCACUUGACACUAUCCGAGAUGAAACAGAAACUGUUCUACAAACAUGCACUGUGAAUCAAGAAGAUGUCCAGGGCAAAGAUGUACGCAUGGCUCGUUUUCUAUUUGAGACAGAGAAUCUUGAAAACAUCACAGGGGAAGGUGAGAGCUUUAAGAGGGUUACUGAGAUAGACAUUCAGUCAGGAGAUGUCAAUAGUAUGAAGUAUAUCUUUGAGAAUCAGUCCUCUGAUAUCAUGACCUCAACAUCUGAGGAGUUCAUGCAAAGUCUCAAAACUACACAAUCAACUACACAAUCAGAGGACAUCCAGAAAGGAAAUGUGGUGAACAGCAAAUGGCUCUUUGAGAACCAAUCCAUAGAUGCCAUACGUCAUACCCAAGAAGAGGCUCUGGAGACCCGCACUGUGACUGAUGUACAAGGAGGUAAUGUGGACAAAGGUCGUUUCAUUUUUGAGACAUACUCCUUGGACAAAAUCCAGGAGGUUUCCUCAGAGAUAGAUAUUACAAAGUUGCAGAAAAUAACUUGUGAGGAGGAAGAGAAAGGGGAUGUGAGGAACUAUACCAUGAUGUUUGAAACUCAGCCUCUUUAUGCCAUUCAAGACAAAGACGGCCAUUAUCAUGAGGUCACCACUGUCACAAGCGAGGAGAUAUUGAAGGGUGAUGUGAUCGGGUCCCGGUGGUUGUUUGAAACCAAGCCUCUUGAUUCUAUCAGGGAUAGAGAUGAGGUCUAUAUCAUCAAAUCUGUCACACAGGAGGAUGUUAAGAAAGGAGAUGUUACUUCAGCCAAGUGGAGAUUUGAAACACAGCCACUUGAUAAGAUUGCAGAGGACAUAAAAAUGUCAGUUAAAACUGUUGAAGAUAUUCAAGGAGGAGAUGUUAGAAUGAAUAAACAGCGUUUUGAAUCUGAUGAGCUGUCACAGAAGUCUGUGCGAACAGUUAAUGUGAGUGAAAUCCAAAAAGGUGAUGUCAGGACAGCAAAAUGGAUGUUUGAAACUCAAACAAUGGAUAAAAUACAUAGCCAGAGCGAAGAGAAUUUAAUAGAAACAGUCAUGAAAGAGGAGGUGUUAAGGGGAGAUGUUAGACAAUCAGUGUGGCUCUUUGAACAGAAUCCCCUUGACCAUAUAAAGGAGAUAGAUGAGGAUGAUACAGUAGUUGUUCAAGAGGAAAUCCCCAAAGCCGAUGUAAAGAAAACAACAUGGCUGUUUGAAACAACUCCGUUCCAUGACUUUAAUGAGAACAGUGUUGAGAAGUCGGAAAUCCUGGGUAAAAGUAUCAAAGGAACCCUUGAGGAACUUUAUAGCCAGAAAAUUGUUAAUUCAAAAGGAAUACUCAUUGAAGCAGAUGAAAUUGGGGACGUUAGAAUGGCAAAAUACCAGCUAAUGAAUAAGGAUUCUCCAGAGAUCCAAAGAGAGGAAAUCAUCAGGGGGGAUCUGAGCAACAUUAUGAUGAAUCUUUUGAACUGUCGGGAAAGAAUUGAGAGGGGGGUAGUGAUAGAGUCAGAAGAGAAGGGUAAUAUCAGUACAACAGUGCAUCAACUGUUCAACCAAGAGAGGGACGUAAAUGUGGAAAAGGAGGAAAUAGUAAGAGGUGACAUCCAGGAAGCUGUAAACAAUCUUCUCAAGGAGGGAGGAUCUGCUAAACGUGGUAUACUCCUUCAAGAGGAUGAGAAGGGAGAUGUGCGAAUGACUAUAUAUUCUCUUCUAAAUAAAGAAGAGGACAUCGAUGUUGAAAAGGAGGAUAUAAUCAAAGGCAAUAUAAGGAAUGCACUCCAAAGACUAUCCAACCCAGAAAACCAGGAGCAGACGAGGAUAAAGGUGGAUGAGAAAGAAAAGGGAAACGUGAACUUUUACUCCACCUGCAUUGAAUCUGGGGCGCUUGACUAUCUCAAACAACUCCAGGUAGAGCCAGAUGAGACACCACCUGAAAAGGUAGAGAAAGAGGAGAUUAUUAGAGGAGAUAUAAAGGGGACAAAACUCAUUCUUGACAGUAAUCGAGCACAAAUUGAACGUACAGUAGAUGAAGAGGACAUAGUGCGCGGAGAUGUUCACAACUCAGUCAAGGUUUUCAUGACUGAACCCACACUCUCACUGGAUGGCCUACAGAAAGAGGAAAUUGUGAGGGGUGAUUUGAAAGCAGCUAUGAACUCGCUGUCUCAGUCUGUAAAUCAGACAGUGGUUGUAGAGAAAGAGGAGGUGAUAAGAGGUAACAUACACAAAGCCCGAAGGCACCUUGAAUUGGCCCAAAGACGGCCCAAGGAGGUGGAAAAGCCAGAGAUUGUCCGUGGCAACAUCAAAGGGGCACUGAGGUCCCUAGAGAAAUCUGCAACCUCCAAAAUUGAAGUUGCCAUCGAAGAUUUUGUACCUGGAGACAUCAAAGGGACCUUAAAAUCCCUGGAGCAGGCAAAGCAAACAGUCAGGGAGAUCGAGAAGGAAGAGAUUGUAAAGGGUAACAUUCAUACAGCCAAGCAGUGUUUACAAUAUGCUUCUAAUAACAGGAGGACAGGCCAACAGGAAAUUGAUGUUCAGGGAAAUGUGAGAGGCACUAUUGAGCUCUUAUUGGAACCACCAGCUUCUCCAAGAAUGGCACGGAGACCCAGCUUCGAGGGUGAUGUGAAAAUGUCCAUUAAGUCACUCUACGAGACACAUGAGGUGCAUGAGACGGGGGAGGAACAAACUCAACCAGAGAAAGAGGAGGUGAUAAAGGGUGACGUUAAAGGCACAAUCAAAUCCUUGCUGGAAUCAGCACAGCGUGCAGCUCCUAAAAUCAGAGUGGGAGCUAGAAGGGUCAAAGUUCCUGUGGGAUCUCCAUUGCGCUCACAGCAAGGAAGCCCUCUAUUACGUUCACAGCAAGGUAGCCCUGAUUGUUCUGUUAUAAACAAAACUGAGAGUGAGACACUUAAAAAUAGGUCUAAAAGCAAUGAAGCACAAAGAAACUUACAAAAAAUAAAGACGGCUAAUUCAGUCAAAACUGAGAGCUCAACACAAGAGAAUCAAUCCCUCUCAACUCAAACCACAAUCAAUACAUCUGAAUCACAGACUACUCAACAAUCAACGAAAGUAAUGCAACACACAACCAUCACUCAAAACCAUGGUAUUAAAACUUUGGAGACUAAGUUCCGUAACCUCAAUUCAAGUAGAAAGGGUAUGAUCAGACUAGAUAAAACCAAAGUGAAAACAAAUGUUCUUACCCCAACACGGACAUUGUCUGAGUCUGAACUUUCUCUUCCUCCCCCACCUCCACCAUGUGAUGAUCAAUCAUCCCUAACCCCAGCCUCCUCUAUCAAUAGGCUGGACUUGGACCUUCCGCCUCCCCCAACUCCUCCUCCCCCACCACCUGUUGACUCUGAGCCUGAUCAUUUCCCUCCUCCUCCACCAUUACAGGAUUUCCUUCCACCCCCACCCUCACAGCAUGAACUGGACUCUAUGUCAUCCCAGACACCUCAUCAAUCACUAGCAAAAGCCACAAAAGUUACUGUCAAAAAGGUGAAAGGUCCUGCAUUGCACCAAGUGUCAAAACUUGAGCCAACCAGUCAGAUUCAGAAAAUUCAACAGGCAACCUCAGAGAAACAUACAACCAUAGCCAACAAAUCUGUGGUGGAAAUCAGCAAAACUCAAAUCGAAUCAACAUCAUUUUCAUCAAAAACAGUUUCAUCUGAAAUCCCAAAACCACCAGAAUCACCACGACCAUUAAAGAAGGUUUAUGUCGCCCCUAUAAGAUUUACUCCUCCACCCUCUCCUCCUCCCUUCAUGAAAUCCACUAGAUUCAAAACUCCAUUAAUAAAGGCAGAGGAAAAAUACAGAAAACAGAAAGUGGGUAGUACACCCCCUGCUACACCGAGUCCCAUUUUCAUGCAUGAGUCAGUCACUGUUGCCCUUGAAAUGCUCUCCUCUGAGGAGACCAGUAUGGAGCAAUCAAACAAGAGCAUGAUGUUUGGUUUCACUCAAGAGAAUGCUGAAAAGACUGUGACCAAUGUCAAGGUAGACACACAGUCAUCUGAUUUUUCCAAGCAUGCCCAAAUCUCAGAUACUCCUUUAAGCACGACUUUGAUAUCUGCUGUGAAUGGGCAAAAUCUCCCUGAAUCUGCUGUUAUUUCUGCAACUAAACACCAUAUUGUCUCUAAUGAGACAUCCAAAGUCUCCUCCGUUCAGCACCAGACCACAUCUAUUUCCUCCACAAAGCAACAGACAGUUACUGCAACUAAACAACAGGUAACGUCAGCAUCCACCGAGCAGUCACACUCUGCUGUAAGUAGCUCUCAAGUCCAGAUCUCGACCAGUGAUGCUAAAAAGGUUGAAAAUACAAAAAGAGAUGUCAGGAAAGAUGUAAAAAACCUCAAAACCAACUCUCAAGUCCAGAUCUCAACCAGUGAUGCUAAAAAGGUUGAAAAUACAAAACAAAAUGUAAAAAACCUAAAAACCAACUCUCAAGUCCAGAUCUCAACCAGUGAUCCUAAAAAGGUUGAAAAUACAAAAAGAGAUGUCAGGAAAGAUGUAAAAAACCUCAAAACCAACUCUCAAGUCCAGAUCUCAACCAGUGAUGCUAAAAAGGUUGAAAAUACAAAACAAAAUGUAAAAAACCUAAAAACCAACUCUCAAGUCCAGAUCUCAACCAGUGAUCCUAAAAAGGUUGAAAAUACAAAAAGAGAUGUCAGGAAAGAUGUAAAAAACCUCAAAACCAACUCUCUAGUCCAGAUCUCAACCAGUGAUGCUAAAAAGGUUGAAAAUACAAAACAAAAUGUAAAAAACCUAAAAACCAACUCUCAAGUCCAGAUCUCAACCAGUGAUCCUAAAAAGGUAGAAGAUACAAAAACAGACGCCAAGAAAGAUGUCAAAAAUCUAAAAACUAAAGAUUCCCAUAAAUCUGAGGACAAGAAGAACAAGGAUAAUUCUGCAUCCCAUGGACCCGAAAAGGUUUCUGACCAGCCUACCAAAACAGAAAAGGUAACCCAAGAAACAAUUGUCAAAGCAGCCAAAUCACCCUCGGAAGACAAAAAAAGUGAUAAUUCUGUAUCACAAGCACCUGAGAAAGUUCCUAGUCAGUCUAUCAAAGUAGAAAAGGUAACCUCAGAAACGAAUGUCAAAACAGGCAAAAAGAAGGCCAAAGGGCAAGAAAAGCAAGUAGAAGUAAAAGACACGAAACAGCCAGAUGAAACUAAGAAGGAAAACAUUUCACAGGUGAAGGAUGUAAAGGUGGAAGUGAAGAUGGAAGUGAAGGAUGUCACUAAGGUGAAGGUUUCUAGUGAGCAAACACAUCAUGAGACUGAGGACAAGGUCAAGGAGGACAACAACCAACCAGCAACUCCAACUCCCGCAAGAAAGAAGAAGAAGAAGAAGAAGAAGAGCUCAAAAGCUAAAGAUGCGGCUGCCUCUGCAGAAUCAACUAAAUCUGUUUCUGAAAGUUCCACUCAAAGUCAGGAGAUCACUGUAGUGCAGACACACAAAGCCCAUCAAGAGGAGCACAUUCAGGUACAUAAGGAAGUGAUUAUCACUGAAAGCAAAGUUCAUCAAAGUAUCCAGGAACAAGAAACAGUUAAAGUAAAAAAACAAGUCAAGGCAUGUCAAAAGAAGAAAGAGGUGACAGCAAACCAUCAGAUUCAAGAGAAACCAAAGGAGGAAUACAGAAAUGUUCCAGUGAAAGUGGAAAGUGAAAAAAUGACGAGCCAGUCAGCACAAAAGGAACAGUGCUCAACAGGGAGCACUGAGGAUUCUCAAAGACGUGAACAUGUCCAGAAGUUAAUCUCACAUAUAACAGAGUUAGAGGGAGCUUCAGGACAAAUGGAUUCUAAAUCUGUGAAAACAUUGCUCAAUACUAUUCCAGAGUGGCUCAUUGGUUCAGAGGAAAAUAUUUAUUUGGAGGGAACUGCAGUUGAACAUAAUAUACAAAAGCUUACAGAAAUUGUUUCAUAUGUGAAAAUACUAGCAAACGCAAAGCUGUUGUGUUUAGAGGGCACCCACACUACUCUGGAGAAGCAUGAGAGUGAACCUACUUCUGAAAAGAUCAUUGUUGGUGGUGCAACAAAAAAAAUACGUAAGAUAAGUAUUAGCUCUUCGAAAGUUGAAAGUCAAAAGAAAGUUGUGGAAAGCAAAAAGACAUCACAUGAAAGCAAAAAGCAAGAGUUGAGUGCAAAAUCUAUUGAUCAUAGAGCACCGUCACCCUUACUACAGAUGCGCUCACCCUCACCCAACUUUAUUACCAUUGAAACUACCCAGAGAACGGACUCACCUCGGAGAAUAACCCCAUCACCUAUCCCAAUGCACAGACCAGCCACUCUCCCAACACCUCCCCCUCGCAUAUUGGAACCUCCUACAUCACGCAUCAAUAGGGCCACACCCUCUCCCACUUUUUCUAGAGCAGAGAACUUGGCACGGAUAAAAGAUACUACAGCCCAGCUUUCCCGUGGAGUGACGGCACCUCCAGUUCCUCUUCCUAUGCAAGUCACAGAAAAUACAUCUGAGAUUGUGGAAUCCCCCGCAUCAUUCCAUCAGCAGAUCAAAAUUGAGGAACAGGCUGAGGAAACUUCAGAAGUGUUAGCCAAGACAAUUGUCACUGCCAAAAAACACAAAGACAAAAAACACAAAAAAGAAUUAUCUGAAGAGGCUCAAAAGGCUGAUGUGAAGGUCACAGGUGGAAGAUCAUUCCAUCAAAUGGAUAAAGAAGACAUGGAAGCUUCAGAAAUCUCAGAGUCUUUAAUGGUGACUACAUCAGUGAGAGACAAGAGGGAGUUUUUUGAAGAAGCUCAAAAAGCUGCAGAAAAUAAGACCUAUGUGCGAAAGGAUCCCGUUGACAUCCCGGAGCACUUGGGCCAAGACAUGGAGGAGCCCAAAACAACAAACCAAGAGAGUAAGGAUGAAACACAAAGCACAUCUGAGAAGGUCACAGAGAACAGCACUGAAGUAGUGGGAUCUACAGAGUCAACUGAUAAAGAAUUGAUGGAAGCUUCAGAAAUGUCAGAGUCAUCAAUAGUGACUAGAUCAGUGAGCGACAAGAGAGAGUUUUUUGAAGAGGCACAAAAAGCUGAAAUAAAUAAGACUUAUGUACGAAAAUACCCUAUUGAUAUCCUAGAGCACUUAGGUCCAGCCAUUAUGGAGCCCGAAACAGAAAACCAAGAGAGGAAGGAAGAUGUACAAAACACAACUGAGCAAAUCACAGAGAAAAUCUCUGAAGAAGUGGGAUUUAUGUGGGAAGACCGGUGGGAGUCAGCUGCCAUAGAGGCUAUGGAAACUUCUGAAUUGUCAGACUCAUCAGCAGUGACAUCAGUGAGAGACAAGAGAGAGUUUUUUGAAGAGACUCAUAAAGCUAAAGUAAAUAAGACGUAUGUGCGAAAGGAUCCCAUUGAUACCCCUGAGCGCUUGGGUCCAGACAUGGAGGAGCUCGAACCAGAAAACCAAGAGAAUGAGAAAGAGAACCUUCCAAAGGUUGACUUGUCUGGAUUAGUCAACAAAUUUGAAACACCAGAAGAGAAAGUUUAUGUCAGAAAGCCUAUCACAAUGAGAGAAAGAUGUGGGAGUGAGACGGAAUACACAGAGUCUGACAUAGAAAAUACAGAAACUCAAGAGGAGGAAAUGCCUACUUUUGACAUCAAGGCUAUUAAAAACGUUUUUGAAAUGAGUGAGCAAAGUCCAUCUUUCAAAGAAGAGAAAAAUCAACUGGAUGAGCUGGAGUCAAACCUGAGUGAAAACACAACAGACAGUUCAAAACAGGAUAACACCCAGGAGACACAGAGGGGCUCCGGGCAGAUCUCGCCCAUGCCUUCCCAGAAAAAAUUGCAACACAUGUCAGUAGACCCAACAGACUUUUCUGAAACCAAGUCAGUCACACAGCAUUUCUCGAGCUUCGAUGAAUUCGUCAACAAGACAAUUGGAUCACUGAGCAGCACAACUGUGUCCCAGCACUCAAAGAGCGUAACAACCCACCGUGCCCCCUUCUCAAAUGCUGACAUGGUAAAAAAAAAGGUUUCUCAGGUGACGCUGUCUGAAACCCCUGAUGAGGCUUUCCACAAAACAUGGCCGGAGAGUGAGAGUGUUUUCAAGAGUCUCGGCUACAGUGUCUCGGAGGAGAGAACAUCACAUGUUGUGUCACAUCAAACGAAGACUGUUGUUACUGGUAAAGAGUUGUGCAGCCUGCAUGAUGGGACUUGAAACUAACAGUAAAUAAUGGCAUGUAAAAAUGCCCCCUCUGAUUUUCAAUAAGACCUAACAUAUUUACAUGUGCCUGCUUUGACAUAGAGAGAGAUUAUAACAAAUGAUUCAAUGAAUAAAACAUGGCACAAGAACAAGACCUAAGCAUGUUACGAUGACAUGCGGGGAAUAGCAUCUCACACAUACAAUAUAUUGUAAUGAUCCUAUUUAAAUGCAACCGUUCUCAUUUUUGACCUUCAAAACCAACACAAAGUACAAGAUUGGGUCAAUACUGUUUGUUAUCAGUAAGUAGUGUAUUUUUUUAUUGCACCAAUAAUGUGAUUGUGCCUGUUUGAUGAUUUACUAUACUACGCAUGGUCAUGUAAUUAUGCCUUGAUAACAUUUCUUAAUAACUGAGUCAUUGUAUGUUGUGAUAAAAGAAAAAAAAGGCUAUAAUGAUGUUCACUUUUCUCUGGCAGACUCAAGUUCCCAAGUCGGAGCUUUGCACUGUAUGUCGGAGGAGGGUCUAUCCGAUGGAGGCUCUAAUAGCGGACAGAAAAAAAUUCCAUAAAUCUUGUUUCUGCUGCGAGCACUGCAGAAAUAAAUUAAGGUAAUGUAAAUAUCACCCAAACCAAGGUGAAUUCAAAGUACUGUAAGUGGAUUUUUGCUGUGAACUGGUAAACAGUGCUUGAAUGGUUGUGGUCCCAACAGUUUGUUGCUGCACAUAAGACACCAAUUCUAUUGUGCUAUGUUUGCAAAUUAAGCAGUAAAAGGUUUGACAUGUUUGUGGAAUCUUGGAAUUAAUUGUAUCCCUUCUUCACACUGUUUUGCAUAAUAAUUUGUUCUGUCUCCUCCAGCCUUGGCAACUAUGUCUCUCUCCAUGGACAUUUGUACUGUUUACCCCACUACAAACAACUAUUCAAGUCCAAAGGGAACUACGAUAAUGGAUUUGGUCAGACAUUUCCCAAUGAAAAGAACGUCAACGAAAGUGGUCGACUCAUCACCUCAUCAGAGCGACUUGAUUGGAGGUAUUCACAGAGCAGCAUAGGCUCAACAGAAAAAUACACCCUUGAAAAAGAAUUUAUGAAAUCAAUUGAUGAGAACAAAGUAAAUAGUAAUAAGAUAUCUGUUGUGUGGCCUCCACAAGCCCAAUCCCCACAGAAAACCUUUAAAGUAGAGGAGGACGUAAAGCUGAUUAAGCCACAAUGGCCUCCGCAGGACAAUUCCCAAAAGUCACCCAAACAACAACAUAGAAAAGCUAUUUCCAGGAGCUUUCUUUGA
This is a messenger RNA of Coregonus sp. 'balchen', 15118 nucleotides long. The record is from the annotation of a GenBank genome assembly. NCBI's taxonomy places the organism in Eukaryota, Metazoa, Chordata, Actinopteri, Salmoniformes, Salmonidae.